UUCAGUAUCUCAAUCUCGCUUGUUAAUUUCAGAAGUUCGAUUUCUGGCGGUGAAACUUGUGAUUAUUUCCGUGGGAUUUUUUUCAAAAAAUGUUGCAGUUAUAACGGCAAGUGUGCUGUGUAGAACAUUUUAAAAGUGUCUUGGAAUCUGUGCCUAAGGAAAAAGGAAUAUAUAUCCAGCACAAUGCAAGUGAAGCAACAAAGCGCUUUGUUUUUGUUGUUGUUGUUUCUGGCUGUGACGUCGCAAGGAGUGAGCGCCGAUGCCGAAGCCGACAGCGACGCCAACGUCGUUGCAGAUGCAGAGACUAAUUUAAAUGAAAAAGUCAAAGUGUUUACUGUGGCCACUGAACCCACCGAUGGCUAUGCCCGAUAUCUGAGAUCUACACGCGUCUACGACAUCGAGGUGACCACCCUUGGACUGGGAGAGGAAUGGAAGGGCGGAGAUAUGCAGCAUCCCGGCGGCGGUUUCAAGCUGAAUCUGUUGCGUGAAGCCAUUUCUCCUUUUAAGAAUGAUCCGGAAACGAUAAUACUCUUCACGGACAGCUACGAUGUGGUAAUCACAGCUACUCUGGAGGAGAUUGUGGAGAAGUUCAAGGAAUCGGGAGCCAAGCUGCUCGUCUCCGCCGAGAAGUUCUGUUGGCCGGAUAAGAGUCUGGCCAACGAUUAUCCAGAAGUGGAAGGAAAGGGAUCGCGAUUCCUCAAUUCUGGUGCAUUUAUCGGUUAUGCCCCGCAAGUGUAUGGACUGCUGGAGGAUCCAAUUGAAGACACCGCCGAUGACCAGCUGUACUUCACCAAGGUCUUCCUCGAUGAAACAAGGCGCGCCAAGCUGGGCAUGAAGCUGGACACACAAUCAAGGCUAUUCCAAAACCUUCAUGGGGCCAAAAACGAUGUGAAGCUCAAAGUGGAUCUUGAUACCAAUCAGGGUGUCCUGCAGAAUGUGGACUUCAUGACAACGCCAGCAAUCAUCCAUGGCAAUGGUCUGAGCAAAGUGGAUCUGAAUGCCUACGCCAACUAUCUGGCCAAGACUUUUAAUGGCCAGUGUCUGGUGUGCCAGGAAAAUUUACUAGACCUGGAUGAAAACGAUCUACCGAUUAUCUCUCUAGCUGUGAUUGUCACCACUCCCGUGCCCUUCUACGACCAGUUCCUCGAAGGUGUCGAGAGCUUAAACUAUCCCAAGAAGAAGCUGCACUUGUUCAUGUAUAGUGGUGUGUUCUACCACGACGACGACAGCCGGGAAUUUGUCACUAAAUAUGGCGACAAGUAUGCCAGUGCCAAGUACACUCUGUCCACGGAUGAACUAAAUGAACGCCAAGGCAGGCAGUUGGCCCUGGACAAGGCUCGACUACACCAGAGCGAUUACAUAUUCUUCCUGGACGCAGAUGCGCAUAUCGAUGAUGGCGAAGUACUCCGCGAGCUGCUCAGGCUAAACAAGCAAUUUGCGGCUCCUUUAUUCACCAAACACCACGAACUUUGGAGCAACUUCUGGGGCGCCCUGUCCGAGGGUGGCUACUAUGCCAGGUCGCAUGACUACGUGGACAUUGUGAAACGGGAUCUGAUUGGGAUCUUCAACGUGCCCCAUGUGACGAGCAUCUAUCUGGUGAAGCACAGUGCCUUCGAUGCCAUCACCUUCCAGCACAAGGAAUUCGAUCCCGACAUGGCCAUGUGUGAGUCUCUGCGGAAUGCGGGCAUCUUCAUGUACCUAACCAAUCAGCGCUACUUCGGACACUUGGUCAACGCCGAUAACUUCAACAGUUCGGUGACACGUCCGGACUUCCACACUUUGUUCACCAACCGAUACGACUGGGCGCAGAAGUACAUACAUCCCAACUACUCGGUGCAGCUGAAUGAAAGCUACCUAAUUCCACAGCCAUGCCCGGAUGUCUACUGGUUCCAGAUCGUCACGGACGCCUUCUGCGACGACCUGGUGGCUAUCAUGGAGGCCCACAACACCUGGUCGGAUGGCAGCAACAGCGACGCUCGACUGGAGGGCGGAUAUGAGGCGGUGCCCACGCGGGACAUCCACAUGAAGCAGGUGGGGCUGGAUCAGCUCUACCUAAAGUUCCUGCAGCUCUUCGUACGUCCUUUGCAGGAGCGCGUCUUCACUGGCUACUUCCAUAAUCCACCCCGCUCACUGAUGAACUUCAUGGUGCGCUACCGACCGGAUGAGCAGCCCUCGCUUAGACCCCACCAUGACUCCUCCACGUACACCAUCAACAUCGCCAUGAAUCGAGCAGGCAUCGACUACGAGGGCGGUGGCUGCCGGUUCCUGAGAUACAACUGUUCCGUGACCGAGACAAAGAAGGGCUGGAUGCUGAUGCACCCGGGACGACUGACCCACUACCAUGAGGGACUACUCGUGACCAAGGGAACCCGCUACAUCAUGAUAUCCUUCAUCGAUCCGUAGUUAUACUCUUUACUAUUAAUCAAACUGCCAUAUUGGCCACUCCAAAGAACUGCUUCCUAAGCCCAACAAAUGGAUUGGACCGAAGGAAACAUUAAAGGGCCUUGGCCCAAAGUUUCUGAUGAUUUUACAUACUACUUUGGGACCGAUAGCUUUAGGGUCCCUCGAUGAAUCUGUUACAGCCUUAAGUUAAUUGUAAGAUUUUCUACCAAGUGCAAAGUGUUCAAUUUUUAAUUAAAUAAAUUAAUGUGUACACAAGA
Messenger RNA from Drosophila serrata, 2660 nucleotides. It is a transcript of the gene Plod, whose product is annotated as procollagen lysyl hydroxylase. Gene Ontology annotation, molecular function: L-ascorbic acid binding; procollagen-lysine 5-dioxygenase activity; iron ion binding. Lineage: Eukaryota; Metazoa; Arthropoda; Insecta; Diptera; Drosophilidae. Gene Ontology annotation, cellular component: endoplasmic reticulum. The record is from RefSeq and is a predicted model, not a curated record. Gene Ontology annotation, biological process: peptidyl-lysine hydroxylation.